AUGGAGGCAGACUUUCUGUUCCAAGCAGACUUCGACUGUGAGCCGGAAGGGCUUCCGGUGAGCCCUUCCAAGACGACGCCAGUCCAUCCCGGGAAGGAGAAGACCCAGGCUUUGGGGUCUCUGGUGCGGCAAUGUGAACCAGAGGAGCCGCCAGAGGAGGAGAAACCGGAGAAGCACUUCGGGGACUUUUCUAUGCAGCUUUUCGAAGCCUGGCGCCUCAUCAUCCGGCCACCGCGGCGGAGGUACCCGACGAAAUCCUUGGGCCCAACAUCUUUGCAGGUGAUCUUGCCUGGCUACAAUGAGUCGCGCCGCCUAAGCCAGCCUCUAGAGCGUCAUGACAUUGAACUCCUGAACAAGCAGGGCUUGAGGCUGCGCUGUAGCCACUUUCGGCCAAGCGCAUGCCAUGGACGAGUGCCUUGUGUGAUCUUCUGCCAUGGAAGCAGCUCCUGCCGGGUCGAUGCCUUCCAAGUUAUGCCAUGGCUCUUCGAGUACGGGCUCACUGUCUUCGCUUUCGACUUCGCGGGGUCUGGGCAGUCAGACGGCGAGUACGUAACCUUGGGCUACCACGAGGAGGAUGACCUCCGUGUCGUCAUCGACUACCUCGUCAGCACGGGCCAGGUUUCCAGCAUCGGGUUGUGGGGAAAGUCUAUGGGGGCUGUGGCUUCCCUCCUGCGCACUGCAAGGGAUCGCAGAGUGGACGCGUGCGUGCUGGACUCCCCUUUUGCAGACUUCCUAAGCGUCGUCCACGACUAUUGCAACGAGACGUCUGCAUUGCAGUGGGUCCCCGGCACGCUGGUGGACUUCUUCCUGGCACGGGUCAGUCAGGCGGUGGAGGAGCGCGUGGGCCUUGACCCGCGUCGCAUGCAGCCUAUAGAGGUGGCGCCACAGUGCCACUGUCCCGCAUUCUUCAUCGCGGGCGACAGCGACCGCGUGGUGCGGCCACAGCAGGUUCGAUCCCUUCACCAGGCCUGGGGUGGCGAGAGCCAGUUCGUACUCUUCACGGGCGGCCACAACACCGACCGGCCGCCGGCUGUGCUGGAACAAGCUGCCCGCUUCAUGUGGGAUUCCCUGCAGCACGCGGCCGCAGCUGAUGCCCUCGUCUGCGGGGCCGUCGAUGCCUUCCUGGACAAGCCUCGGCUAAGUGAGUUCGGGAUGAGCCUCCCGGGGCAGGAAGAGGACAUGCUGGCUGCAGCAAUCGAACAAUACGUGGAGCAACGGCAGUGCUUAGAUCGGGCCAUUGACCACUUCCUCCUUGGAGGUGGUGCGCCCCCCAGCACGACGCCGGCUUGGCGGCAUUUGACGCAAAGCCACAUCGUGCAGGCCAUGCCUGUGACUUCCAAGAUGGGCAAGCCGGCUGUUUCCGGAGAUGGCGACAGUGAGCUUUUCUCUGUUUGCGGCGGCGCGGAUGUGGGUGAGCUGCAGCUCCCAUUCCCCACAGCCGAGGGGGUGAAAGACAAGAAGCGGAAGAAGGACAAGAAGGAGAAGAAGUCAAGUCGGAAGACUGAGAUGGCCGAUCCCUGGAGCGCUGACAGUGGCCCAGGACCGGUGGCGGCAGAGGAGCCAGAGGAGGGCCAGAAGAUCGAAGCACUCAAGGCCAUGGGCUUUGAAGAAGCGCGGAUCCGACAGGUCCUGGAUGCCGUGGGCGGCAGUGUGGAGAAAGCUGUGCCCGUGCUUUUGGCAGAUGAGCCCUCAGCUUAA
Molecule: messenger RNA, 1698 nt
Organism: Symbiodinium natans
Lineage: Eukaryota; Dinophyceae; Suessiales; Symbiodiniaceae
Source: the annotation of a GenBank genome assembly